Hymenoscyphus albidus is the source of this 1534-nucleotide messenger RNA. The record is from the annotation of a GenBank genome assembly. NCBI's taxonomy places the organism in Eukaryota, Fungi, Ascomycota, Leotiomycetes, Helotiales, Helotiaceae.
AUGAAGUCCUUUAUCAGCCUUUCUCUUUUGGCGCCGGCAAUUCUUGCGGCAGCUCAAGAUUGCUCAGUUGAGAAGCCAACUGCGCAGGCUCCCUCUGUGCAGGCAACUCAAGUGCGGGAGGCUGUUCCAGUACCCCCAGCCGUCUUCAAACCAGCGCCUGUUCCCUUCGACAAUAUCGACCCGGUUGCAGCUGUUGAGCCUCACCUCAACUUUACCAUUCCAUAUACCUCCAACUCAUCCGCUACCACCAUUGACAUCAAGAAUGUCAUGAAAGUUCCAACUGUUUUGCUGGAAACUAUCGCAUCCGUCGUCAACGUUGACUGUUCCGCUACUUCAGUGCAACUUACAUUCAACGACUCGGCUAUCUUUGAGACAACAGUUGCAGCUUGGGCGGCACAAGACGAUUUCCUUUUGGUUACAAACCAUUUUGGAGACUGCGAUGAAGAGCUUGAGAGAGGUACGAUUCUUGCGCUAUUGUUCUUAUUCACUUAUGCUUACAUAAAUUAGGUUUCUUCCUUGUCGAUCGCGUAGAGUUUGAUAAUUCCACCCUGGUUUGCACAGCCCAUUCACAUAAAACUGAUCUUGCUGCCACAGCUAGUGAGUUUAUUCAUAUCUUUUGGCUAGCAACAGAACUAACUUCAUACUAGAAAUAACCGAAAUCACAUUCGGACAAAUCCCAGCUAGUGAACUCGCUGCCCGUGAUAUUGUUAUUGACCCAAGUCUCACCCUUAUUACGGGAUUCGAUCUUCCCACAGACACAGUCAUUUUCGAGUAUGAUCCAUACGCCUCUAUCUAUGCAGAAAAGGCAUCUUUUGAUGCUAAUGUCACGUUCUCCGGUUUCAUGCAGUACAACUGGGUCAACAUGAAGCUCAACCAGCUCUACUUCGACAUUGACGCCGCAAUGGCUGCUGAUGUUAUCCUCUCAGCAGACGUGAAGGCAGCUUACAGCACUGAGUUCAAAUACGAACCGGCAAGUCUCUUCUACGGCGUGACUGUCCCCGGAAUACUGGAGCUUGGCCCACAACUCAACUUUGGCCUCGUUGGUGAGCUUUCUGCUUCCGCAGCAGUUAACGUCUCCACCGACUUUUAUGUGUCUCUCGCAGACGGAAAAGUCCACCUUGACUUUCUCGAUAACACGCAAACUACUACCUCAGGCUGGGUACCCAGCUACAAUGUCACAGCCGACAUCUCCGGCCAAGCAGUCGCCCAAAUCAACCCCAAGGCUGAACUCACCGUGCAAUUAGCUAUCAACUUCUUCGGUGGUCUUUUAGAUCUCAGCAGUGGUGUCACAGCCAAGCCUGGAUUCGAAAACAUUUUCACUGUCACUGGUGGCGCCGGUGUGGAUCUUGGUGGAUUGAAAAACACCACUGGUAACGCCACCACUACCUGUUCCCAGGGAUUGAAGCUGGACAGCGAUUUCGUUUUCGCUGUCGAUGUUUUUGCAACUCAAUUCUGGGAGAAGGAGGUUUACAACGUUACUGUUCCUCUUUAUGAUGCUUGUUUCGCUUGGGCUUAGGGGGAAAGAUAAAAUGCG